UUGCUGGUUUUUGACUCCGUGUAUUAAAGGUGUUUUUAAUAUAUGGUGGUAACAUAACUGGGAUUCGCUUUAAUUAUGGUCAUUUGUUUAGCUUUUACUUUGAAAUGAAACAGGAAGCAUUGUGUGUGACUCACUCCUUCGGCCAGAAGGAGGCGUGUUGUCAGUUUUUUCGCUCGCCUGCUAACUGUAGGCUAAAGUUUCACUUUCUGCCGCUGAGGAGUACCCUCUGCUGGAAGACCGGGACUUCCCUGGAAACGAAACCAGAAGUAGUUAUAGUUUUUCGGAGGGCCUCCAGGUCACAAAUGCGUCUUUGUGACCACAUUCAGUGGUGAUAUUUCCAGUUUGUGUUAAAGUUUUCCCCCGCUGAGCGCGUCCAAACCGUCGCUUUCCUCAGCUAGCUUUAGCGGCUAGCCCCCGCUAGCAUGGACAGCGGCGGAAACAUGCAGAGUAACGAGGAAAGAAAUGCGGAAAAACAGAUGGAUAACCACCUGAAAACCCUCGGGUUACAUCGGAAGAAGAUCGCCAAAGAUGGAUCGUGUUUGUUUCGAGCCGUGGCCGAGCAGGUACUGCACUGCCAAAGCCUCCACCCUGAGGUCCGGGCCAAAUGCGUGGAGUUUCUGAAGCAGAACCGGGACAGCUAUGAGGCGUUUAUUGAAGGUGACUUUGACGAGUACCUGUGCAAGCUUCAGGACCCGCAGCAAUGGGUGGGAGAGGUGGAGAUCAAUGCACUGGCUGUCAUGUACAAGAGGGACUUUGUUAUCUUCCAGGAGCCCGGCAAGCCGGCUGUGAAAAUCACAGACAACAACUUCGAGGACAAAGUCCAGUUGUGUUUUCUGAACGGAAAUCACUACGACAGCGUUUAUCCCGCCAGCCACAUUAAGAGCGCUGCUCUCUGCCAGUCCAUCCUGUACGAGCUGCUGUAUGAAGGCGUCUUUAAGGUGGAGCGGAGCUGUUUGGGUCAGACACAGAGAGCCGGUCGGCCGACGGACUUUCUGAGUGACGACUGCAUGGGCGUCUGCAUCAGCAGCGACGAGUCCGACCAGGAAACCAAAGAGCCGCUUUGGGUGGAAAAUGGAACCAGCUCGUCUUUCUCGAAACCCAGCAACCACAGCUACAGGGGCCGAGGUCGGGCCCGGCUGCUGCCUGAGAGGGUGAGAAGAUCCCUGAACCCGACUCUGCUCCGAAACGUCGAGUACGACAUCUGGCACAAGACCAAAAGAGCCCAACAGAAGAUGGACUACUCCAUCGCUGCAGGGAUGCAGUUCUCUGUAGGGGAUCGCUGCCAGGUCCGCCUAGAGAACGGACGGACCUAUAAGGCCACCAUCAAAGAGGUUCCUCCUAACAACGGCCCCGUGACGGUUUUUAUUGAAGAGCUGGGGAAGAAACAGGUCGCUCUGUGGAGUCUCCGACCGCUCAACGAUGAAAACAGCUGGACCACCGUCACCAACCGCGACAAGAGGCUGAGCAACGGACACGGAGACUGGGAGGGGAGGGGAAAAGGGAGAGGAAGAGGGAAGCCCAACCCAGCAUCCUCCUCCUCUGUUUCCCAGGCAACAGCUGUCGGCGCCAGCGGGCGCGUGUCGAAGCAGCACUCAUGGCCCCCUCAGGCCACCGUAGAGGAGCAGGGAGGGGGGAAGUCCAGCAGGAAGUCUCUGAGCUCAGCAGAGCCUUCCUUCGGUUUAACCGAGAAGGAACGUUUGGCCAAAGAAGAGGAGGAGUUGAACGUUGCGCUGGUGGAGAUCCAGCUCAGAGACGAGCAGAGCUUCCCUGCCCUCGGGAGUCAGGCUGUGCUGCAGGCUGAACCAGGGAGGAAGAAGGGGGGAGAGAAGAGGCGGUCUCAGAGAAACAAGACGAAUCCAGUUGAAGACAUCAGAGCGCCGUCGCCCUCUGCAGGCGAGAGACCGAAAUCCUCCACCCCGCCUCCUGCAGCUCCGCCUGCACCUGCAGUCAGCAUGAGUUCUAACACCAACGCCUCUCUUCCUGCUGCAAAACCUGCUGCUAACUCCGACUCGGCCGGGCGGAGCGCUCUGAAUGAAAACAUGGCCGCCGCUGCAGCUUCAGGCUCCGCCUCCAUUCUGCCACCCAUCUGUGUUGCUGCAGAGGCAAAAACAAACACCCAGUCCUAUGCCUCCGCUGCAGCUGUGCCUGUUUCUCCUCCACCGGGCAUAAAGCCACCUGCCCCAUCCUCUGCCAGCCUCUUCUCCUUCAUCACUCCUGUUCUCCCUCCUGCUUCAUCAGCUCCUGUUCCACCUUCAUCUACUGCAUCUCCUCCACCAUUUUCCUUGGCUGCUGCUCCAACUUUCAUCGCUCCCAUCGCUCCGAGUCCAACAGCUGCUCAGGGCUUCACACGCCCCUUCUCCCCACUUACCUCUCUGCCUCGCUCCUCCAGUCCUUCCUCUUCCUCCUCCACAAUGAUCCCACCUCCCGCACAAGUCAAAGAAGCGCCACCAGCCCAGAGAAAUGCUUUGCCAGAAAUUAAGGGCGGUCUGCCAGCACAUCAGACUUCACAAAGUGAGAAAUCUGUCUCUCAGAAUCUUCCGCAAGUUGUUCCGAACCUGGUUGAAGCUUCAGUGUCCCAGGCAGAAAAAACAGCCCAACACUCUUUACCAGAGGUCCAGACCCAAAGUCAAGCUUCUUUACCAGAAAGCCAAGUCCUAACACCCCAGAUCCAGACUGAGGCCCAGGCCUUGGUCCUCCCGCAACAAGUACAGACCCACUCUGAGGUGGCUUCAGACCCUCAAACACUUCUCCAGCCAGAGUCUGAGGGCACUGCAGUUCAGUCCACACCUCCAUCUCCGGAAGUCUCUCAGUCCUCCCAGGUCCCACAGUCCCCCAGUAUUCAGAGUUCAGAAGACCCUCUCCCUCAAAAGUCAGAUUCUCCUCCCCCUGCCUCCCAGCAGUCACACCCUCCUCAACCUGCCAGUCUUCCACAAUUUCACCCUCACUUUCCUCACCCUCAAGCUGUCCCUGGGACCGUCCCCCUCCAGCAGCUUUCCCAGCUCUACCAGGACCCCUUGUACCCCGGCUUCCCCCAGGGAGAGAAGGGAGAGCUUGCCCAGAUUCCUCCAUUUUCAUCGAGCAAAUGUGGAGACGACCUGCCGAAAGAUGUUAACAUCUUGAGAUUUUUCUUCAACUUAGGCGUCAAGGCGUACACCAUGCCCAUGUUCCCCCCCUACAUAUACCUCUUCCCCCUGCAGCAGUACUACACCAUGCAACUCAAACCCCCAAACCACUCCCCAACUCCCCACUACCCCUGCCCCAGCCCGCCAACCAAGUUGCAGGAGCCUUACCAACUGACCCCAUGCUCUCCACCUUCCGCCUCCCCUCAAUAUGACCACCACACUCCCCCGACUGAGCCCUCCUUCAACCAGAAUCCAUACCAGGGGCUAACCCAGCCUCCACCCCAAAGGAUGCAGUGUGCCUCAUUGCCAUGGCAACAGGUGCCUCCACCCAGAAACCCCACAUGUCCGGUUGGAUAUCACUCGCCUCCUCCACCAUACUCUAACCCUCAACCUUCCUCUCAGGGGUACCACCCAGGACAAGCCCCAGUACAUUCGCUGUAUCCAUCAGGUGCACCCCCAUACCCCGCGUUCUCCGUGGGAUAUCAGCCUUCAUCAGUCCCUGAAGAUCUCCAGGUGAGCCAGGGUGCAAUGGAGCAGCUUCAGCCCACCAACCCGGACCCCAUCCAUAGCCACGGACACGUCAGGGUCCUGGGUCCUAUGGAGACUCCACCUGCUGCUAACAUGGCUAAUGCUAACAACAACAGAAGUAUUGUGGUUACUGCCAACUAUGGUUUUGACAGAAAGUUUUCCCCAUCAGCUUUGAAGGAGGCCGGAGAGGGUCUGACCCGAACAGUGCUGCUGGUGGACCCACCACUCAACAACAAACCUAUACUCGCUGUGCUUUCCGACCCCGACAUGUCAGAUGCCUCCCUAAGGUCCGGCAGUAGCCCCGGCUCGCCAUCAAACUACCGAGGCCGCCGCAAGCACUUUCCCAACACCAAACCCUACGUCAUUCCAGGGGCUGUUGAUCCCAGCCAGCUGGUUUUCACGGCAGGGACCGUCGGCAUGCCGGAGCCUCUGUCGGUGGCGUGCAGCACCGAGGACGACUUCGAGGUGGACGCGUUCCUCAUGAACUACAGUGGGCAACGGAAGCCCUACAGAGGGCGAGGAGGAAGAGGGAGGAGCAGCUAUGAUCCAGGAAGAGGCGGCCAAAGGCGGCGACAUGGCGACCAGGGGGCAGGGACUAAUUUUUUUAACUCCUCUUUCAGGGGGCGGGGGCGGGAGAGAGGAUACUAGCUUUAGCCAAUAAGGGAGAAGGAUAUAGAAAUGCCUGGUUGUCUGUAAAAUCACAAACACUAUGUUUUUGUUCUGCUUUGGCUCUGCAUGUACAAUCUGAAGUUUACAUCUCUGAACGUUUGAAUGUAAGAAUUAAAUAUGGAGUUCACAGGCUGGUUGGGGAUUCAUCGUCUAAAAAGGAACAUGACAUUAACUUAACGUGUGAAAUGUUGGGACACCCAUCAUAAGAAUGAGCUCUGAUGUGUUUAGGGUCUUUGUUUUCCCUUGUUUAAAGCAAAGCACUGCUGCAUCUCUUCACUGAGAAAAAAACCUGUUUCCUUUCAUAACUCCAGUUUCUGACCGUCGUCUGUCACUUGAAUGCGUCGUAAAGGUGGAACACGAGUUGUGACGGCGCCAUGAAUUCUGGAUGUGUUUGCAGGGCCCGCUGUGAGUGUGUGUGUGUGUGUGUGUUGUGCUGCUGGUUUCACCUUCUUUCUUCACUGUAGAUCAUCUAACCCCUGAGGAAUCAGUGCCUUAAGUUUGCUAUUUUUAUUUGGUGAGAAACACUGCUGUACAGAACAAAGAAUGUCUGCCCUGGAUUUUUCUUAGUGGUUAAAUAAAGAAAAGUUUGGUUCAAA
Molecule: messenger RNA, 4915 nt
Organism: Girardinichthys multiradiatus
Lineage: Eukaryota; Metazoa; Chordata; Actinopteri; Cyprinodontiformes; Goodeidae
Gene: otud4
Product: OTU deubiquitinase 4
Exons: 21
Coding region: 423-4298 (1291 amino acids)
Biological process (GO): protein deubiquitination; regulation of protein K48-linked deubiquitination; negative regulation of toll-like receptor signaling pathway
Molecular function (GO): cysteine-type deubiquitinase activity; K63-linked deubiquitinase activity
Source: RefSeq, a predicted model, not a curated record